This is a messenger RNA of Calypte anna (Anna's hummingbird), 1533 nucleotides long. RefSeq lists its product as uncharacterized. Lineage: Eukaryota; Metazoa; Chordata; Aves; Apodiformes; Trochilidae. The record is from RefSeq and is a predicted model, not a curated record. The transcript has 10 exons. Bases 1 to 1533 code for a protein of 510 amino acids.
AUGGCCACAGCUGGGAAUGACCGCCCUUAUCAUUUUUAUUCCCCUACCUACACACAGCAGAAGUCCAGCAAUGUCUUCUGUUUCUGGGAAACAAAACCCUCGGGCUGUCUGAGGAUCGCUUGUGCUUUCCAUCACAGCAAACCUCGUUACAUCAAUGGACUUUUUUUGCCACCUAAUAACAAUUCACCUUUGCAACAGGGUGUCCAGGAAAUGACUCUGCACCCAGCCUAUUGUCAAGACUCACCCAGAAAUUCAAAUAAUUUGCUACCAAUUCACCCUCCAGUUAUUAUAAACCUUAAUGACACGGAUGAUGAAGAGGAUGAUGAAGAGGAAGAUGAAGAGGAUGAUGAAGAGGAAGACUAUGUUUCUAAUUGUGUGCCUAAGACUGCUGCAGAUAUUGAAGAGGAAAGAGCACUGAAGGAAAUAUGCUCUAUAUCUGGAGAGUAUUACAGGAUUCAGAACCCUUUUGAGUACCAUUCACCCAAACUUGUAUCUUCACCUGGGGAAAAGGAGCGAUCAUUCUUGGAAGGUACCGAGCAAGAAUUGCAGAAAGGUGAUGGGAAUACAAUUCCAUCAACAUUUAAUAAUACAAAAAGAGAAGGAGAGAGCUCAGGAAGGAGAGUGCCAACAGGGAAUAAUCUCAGAGGUAAUAUACGUUAUUUUAUUCCCUCAGAAACAAACUCCAUUGAGCAGGGAAGGAACCAUCAUUGCAAAGAAAUAAGGCAAAAGAAAUGGAUUUCCAAGGAUCCAAGAAAUUCACCCAAUACAGUAACAGGCAAAGGAAUUCACUGUCCAGAUGCAAAAGUAAAACCAGCUUACCAACAAAAGGGCCCAAGGAACAAUGACAGAGCUGCUCCUUCAGAACCACAAAGAUCAGUGUAUGUAGUCUACCGUAGUGUCGUCGUCACGCAAGAAGCAAAUUUUAAUGGAUCAACAGACAAAUCUGCUUCAGGAACUUCUAAUGCACCAACGUGGAGAACAAGAAAUACGCAUGCAAAAACAUUCUUUGCUUCUAAAACAGCAAUUCAGGUGCAGGAGGUGGAGUUGGCACCCAGGGCUCCAGUGGGCAGCCUCCAGCCCAAAACCCGGGUGUCACUUUUCUGGGACAACCCAACUCUCCUCCAGCAUCAUCUGUCCUGGGUGAACCAGGAGCUGGGGAUGAUAGGAACCAUCUGCUGGUUCUGGAGAAUCACAAUGCUGCUGAGGAGUGGGAGGGCAGCCCUGAAGCUGCCUGUCAUUCUGCUGCCUUCCAAAGGAGCUCUCCUGGCCCUGGCACAGCCCCCUUUGGCAGCCUGGCUGCAGCUGAUGAAGAGGAAUGUCCCAGCUGCUGUUGGUGGAGAUCCCAGCAGCCUCCCUGAUGCCCCCCUCUCCAUGGGCUACAGGAACAGCCAGAUAAAGAUCUGGAACAGUUUGUGGUGGGUCCCUCCACUUCCAGCUGAGACAGGGACUACUCCCCUGAGGGGCCACAGGAUGGAUGGCUGCCCCAAGGAGUCUUUUCCAGCCAAGAAGAUGCCACCCCACCAGCAGCAGUAG